AUGCCUCCCAAGCGCAAGUCGAACGCUAUCGAGGCGGACGCGUCUGCCGGGGAAGACGCAGAGCAGGUGGUAAAAAAGCCACGAGUCUCUGACGCGCCAGAGGCAUCUGGUUCGAAGGACAAAAAGGCCAAACAGGCCGCCGAACCCAAGGACUGGCAUGAUAUUGUUCUGGAAGGCGAAGGAGAGGAUGGUGGAGUGUCUGUCUACGAUGACUGCAACGAUAUUCGGCGGAAGAUCCGCCUGCUGCAAAAGCAGCCAAACUGGAAGGUCACGGCAUGGCUGAAAGAGAUCGGGAACAUCAAUAGCAACUCAUUCCAGCGUUUCAUGAAGGCCACAGGACCGACAGGAGGUGCUUCGAACGGCACAUACUAUGCCGCCUACGUCUACUUUGAAAAAGUCAGGAUUGCCGAAGGGAAGAAGAAGACGGCGAAGCGCGAACGCAGUGAGGCGGAGCAUCGAGAAGGCCUUCCGUUGCAGGACCGCCGAGGAGUGUGGGUGUACACAGGCCCGUGA
This is a messenger RNA of Postia placenta MAD-698-R-SB12, 513 nucleotides long. RefSeq lists its product as hypothetical. Bases 1 to 513 code for a protein of 170 amino acids. The transcript has 6 exons. NCBI's taxonomy places the organism in Eukaryota, Fungi, Basidiomycota, Agaricomycetes, Polyporales, Adustoporiaceae. The record is from RefSeq and is a predicted model, not a curated record.